CUUUGUGCCAAGGGAAAUUUUGCCAACCAACUGCUCCAUGAUUUAUUUGUGAAUGAUUCCAGCGAUUUGAGGCCAGUGCUGAACAGAUCAGGCGCUCAAUGUGACCCUGCAAAUCACACUCUUCCAGAUUAUAGAUAUGGAUGAAAGGAACCAGAUGUUGACAACAUACCUGUGGAUCAGACAGGUGUGGGAUGAUGCAUUCCGACACUGGGAUAAAGAUGAAUACGGUGCCCUUGACGAGUUACAUGUACCCAGUAGCUAUGUGUGGAAGCCUGAUAUAGUUCUAUAUAUAACAGCACUGAAGAUCAAUUCACCAGCCCCAUGGAAACCAACGCUGUUGUCAGGCACGAUGGGCAAGUGGAUUCCCCAGCAAUUGCCAGGACCUCCUGCAAGGCCGACAUCUCCUCCUUCCCAUUCGAUGGCCAAUGGUGCCCUUUGACCUUUGGCUCUUGGACCUACAGUGGAAACGAAGCCAACCUGGUGCACGGUUUAGAUGUGGCGGAGCUCAGCGACUUUGUGGAGAAUGUGGAGUGGGAGGUUCUGGGCACGGUCACUGAGAGGAACAUCGUCCUGUCCGGGUGCUGCUCGGAACCCUACCCUGACAUCACCUUCACCCUCAUCCUGCACAGACGGCCAGCCUUUCACAUCUACAACUGGCUCCUCCCCUGCACGAUGAUUUCCUCCCUGGUUCCUCUGAACUUCUCUCAUCCGAUCGACUCAAAUGAAAAUGUUUCACUUGGUGUCACUAUCCUCCUGGCUUUCACUGUCUUCCAGCAGAUGGUGGCAGAGAUCGUGCCCCCAUCAGAGACUCUGCCCCUCAUCGGGAAGUACUACAUUGCUACCAUGAUGAUGAUGACAGCUUCCACGGCCCUGAGUAUGCUGAUCGUGAACAUCCAUCGCUGUGGUCCUGAGACCAAGCCUGUUCCCAGCUGGGUCAAAGUGGUCAUCCUGCAUCACAUGGCCAGAAUCCUCCUUGUCUGUGAGAUGGGCAGGAACUGUCCGGGCAGCACAGAGGCAGUGAAAUCAGACGGUCACCCCAAACUCGCCAGCAGCCGAAGAGGAGACCAGCGGCCAGAGGGAGCUGGAGGAACUCCUCAGCUACACGUCCACCAACUGCGGCCAAGCCUGGAAGGAGGUCAAGGUUGAUCGCGGCCAAUGGGCUUGUAGAGGACACUGCCCCCAUCACUGGGAGAGGCUGGUCAGAAACAUCGAGUUCACCAGGAACUCCCUCAGUUGCCAGAGGGAAACUCGGAGCUGGACUGCAGAGUGGAGGAAAGUGGCCAAAGUGCUGGACCGUCUCUACAUGUGGCUCUUUGUCCUGAUGGUCAUCAGCCUGAGUGUCCUCGUCAUGGUUAAAGCUCUGUAAAUCCAGCCAGUCUGGCUCAUUUUCACCUUCAUCCAUUGUCCAACUGCCUGAUUUGCUGUUUAAUAAUCACCACCUCCACCAGCCAGAUAAUCUGACAUGGUUAUAAAUCACAGAAUCGCAGAAUUAUCACAGCAACAGAAGAAGGCCAUUCGGUCCAUCGUGCCUGCACCAGCUCUCUGAUGCCCAAGCCACUCCCCAACCUUCCCUUUCAAACCCGGUACAUUUUUCUCUUUUCUGUCUAAUUCCCUUUAGAAUGCUUCAGUUAAACCUGCCUCCACCACACUAUCAGGCAGUGCAUUCCAGAAUGCAAUUCCAAUACAUUCUUAACCGCUUGCUGGGGGAAAAGUGUUUUCUCAGGUCAUAUUUGCUCCUUUUGCCCAUCACUUCAAACCUGUGCCCUCUCGUUCUCAAUCCUUUUAUGAGUGGGAACAGUUUCUCCCUAUCUACUCUGUCCAGCCCCCUCAUGAUU
Messenger RNA from Carcharodon carcharias (great white shark), 1835 nucleotides. Its product is annotated as neuronal acetylcholine receptor subunit alpha-10-like. Gene Ontology annotation, biological process: signal transduction; regulation of membrane potential; nervous system process. NCBI's taxonomy places the organism in Eukaryota, Metazoa, Chordata, Chondrichthyes, Lamniformes, Lamnidae. Gene Ontology annotation, molecular function: neurotransmitter receptor activity; transmembrane signaling receptor activity; extracellular ligand-gated monoatomic ion channel activity. Gene Ontology annotation, cellular component: membrane; neuron projection; synapse. The record is from RefSeq and is a predicted model, not a curated record. The transcript is spliced from 4 exons. Bases 322 to 1146 code for a protein of 274 amino acids.